This is a messenger RNA of Cololabis saira (Pacific saury), 1198 nucleotides long. RefSeq lists its product as uncharacterized. The record is from RefSeq and is a predicted model, not a curated record. Gene Ontology annotation, molecular function: phosphotransferase activity, for other substituted phosphate groups. The transcript is spliced from 6 exons. Gene Ontology annotation, biological process: phospholipid biosynthetic process. The coding region runs from base 80 to 736 and encodes 218 amino acids. Lineage: Eukaryota; Metazoa; Chordata; Actinopteri; Beloniformes; Belonidae. Gene Ontology annotation, cellular component: membrane.
GUUGGAGGGAACCUGCUGCAUCAUGUUUGGGUGGAGGUGAGGUCGCGUCUGCGGCUGCGUGGCUCGUGUCUGAGCGCUGAUGGCUCCGCAGGUUCUGCUGUAUUGGCCCAAUGUUGUUGGAUACACCAGGAUUCUGCUGCUGUCUGCGGCCUGGGCCGUCCGGGGGACACCAGGGGCCUUCGUCCCCCUCUACCUGCUGAACACGGCCCUGGACGGGGUGGACGGCUGGCUGGCGCGGCGGCUGGGCCAGAGCUCCCGGUUGGGGGCCUGGCUGGACGUGGUGGUGGACAACCUGGGCAGAGGAAUGCUGUGGAGCCUCCUGUACGAGUGGGGCUGGCUGGUGUCGGCGCUGGAGUGGUGUGUGUUUGUGUGCAACCACAGCAGCAGAGGGGAGCGCUGGAAGAGCAGCUUCAGCAGCAGUCCCCGGAUCAUCCGGGCCGUCAUGGCCAACGGGUUCCAGACCCCGGUGGGGGCCUGGGUGGUGGGGGGGCUGCACGGCCUCCCCGUGUGGCUGUACCUGCAGCAGCGGGGGCUGCUGGCCCGCUGCUUGCUGCUGCCCCCGGGGGCCCAGGCCGGGGGGGCGCUGCUGCUGGCUGGGGGCCGCCUGCUGGCUCUGGCAGCAGAGGUUUGGUGCAUCUGGAAACACGUGGAGUUCCUGAGCAGAGACGAGCCCGGGGAGGAGCCGGAGCCGGCUGCUGCUGCUGCUGCUGCUGCUGCUGCUCGAGAUACACGCUGAGAUGCACAAACAACACAGGGGGGGGGGUGUCUUUUAGAGAAAAGUUUAUCUCCAACCAAAGCAGAGCAGUCCUGGGAAUGUUGGUGAAAAUAUUUGCACUCCCACCAGAUUGUUGUUGACGACCUCUGAUCCACUUCCUGCUCAAGUUCGGCUGGAAAAGAGCCGGCGGAGGAAAGGGAAAGACAGGAAUGACUUCUUUGUAAAUAACUUGUUUGGGAUAUGAUGUUUGAAGUCUUAAGGAAAGGAUUUGCAUUUCUAAAAUGUCUGUAUUUGAAAUUCAUUCCAUGUGGCUGUAUUUUGGUAGAUUGUUUAGGGAAGGCUGAUGAAAUACAGUGACAUUGGUGUCCAUAGAUUCCUGAAAAACUGAAGUUACUCUUUAGUUUUAACCCUAGUGCUGUCUUCAGGUCAAGGAAGCAGGAGGGGAGGAAAGAAGGAAGGAAGGGAGGGAGGAAGGAAGGAAGG